CAGGUAACUUCUAACGCAUUGUCUAUGAGGAUUCAAGGAAUUAGCUAACCUUACUUUUGUUUGCUACAAUGUGAUCUCUGUAUUUGCGCGGCACAUUCAUCUCGGGUUUUCACAACCUUCAUAUAUAAACAGGCUUAUAUUCGUUAGCGAACAUAGCAAGCGAUAAUAGCAAGUGUAGCAAUCGACAAACGAAAUCUAGCCAGGUCUCCUCUGCUGCUAGCUACAGUAAUUUAGCCCAGGUACUUGAUCUUGAACUGGCAGUCUGAUUUUUUUUUUUUAAUCGUAUUCUGUCAGGUAGAUUCGGAGAUUUUUGUGCUGGCCACUGGCGUUAAUUAUUUGCUAAUUAACUGAAGACAUGGUAGUUUGUCAGAACUAUUGAUACACCGAAGGACAUUUACUCGUGACUUUCCCCCCAGUCUAUGGUAUUAACACAGUUGCAGCAAAUGGCUAAAGACCGCUUUCUUAAACGUGAACAUCAAAACCUUGUCAUACGUGAAUCAUGAGAUUGAAGGUUGUCUUCAACCUUACAAAGUUCUCCCACGUCACUGCUCUGCUGAGGUCACUCCACUGGCUACCGGUCGCUGCCAGGAUCAGCGACCGGGGUGGAUGUCUGCUCGGGCACUAUGUCGGCGGGUGGCUGCUCUUCGGCUCCUAGCCUCCACCCCCGGGAGAGAGGUAUGGAGGUCCAGGUGCCAGCGGUGGGACGGUGGUCAUGGCGAGGAGGAAGAGGAGGGGCGAGUUCCAGCCCCCAGGCCGGGGGAGUACCUGGUGCAGUAUAACCCCGCGGCGUACGAGACGGUCCCGCGGGCCGCCGCCGCCGCCGCCUCGUGUGGGGCGGAGGAUGAGGAGCCGGCCCCGCCCCCUCUGGCCCCGCCCUUCCGGCAGCAGGGCAACCCUUACAGCGUGCGCUCGUCCCGCAGUCUGUCCAGCUCCCAGAACACCCUGCUGGACCUGGCCCUCAGCCGGGGCGAGGGCGGCAAGAAACCUGCGUCCGCCGCUGCCGCCACCCCCCCCCGCGAAGACCCCCCCGGCGGCUUCGAGCCCCGCGCCUUCCAGAAGUGCCGGCCGGAGUACGCCGCCGUGAGCCAUGACCCCGCCCACCGGCCGACGCCCAUCUCCGCCGACGAGGCGUUCCUGCUGCUGAACAAGGUGUCGGUCCUCCGGGGCUCCCUGGGGCCCCAGGACGUGGUGGGCUUCCUGGGCGAGCUGGCCCGCCUGCCCCCGGAGCAGCUGCCCCUGGUGCGGGGCCACUCCUGCUUCUCCAUGCUGCUGCGCUACGCAGUGGAGAGCCUGCGGCUCCUCUCCGACGCCCAGCUGCUGGAGGCCCUGCGCGCCCUGGCGUCCCUGGGCCUGCACCCGGCCCACGGCGUGCUGGGCCUGCUGGAGGCGGAGUUCGGGCGGCGGGCGACGGAGGGGAUGGAGCCGCGGCGGCUGCUGCUGGCGGCCGACCUGUGGCGCUGCCUGGGCCGGCCGGUGCCCCAGUUCCUGGAGCAGCUCUACGGCAGCGCCGCGGGCUGGCGCUGGUCCGACAUGGGCCCGGCGGAGCUGGUGCAGCUGGUCUACGUGAUGGGAGAGGGCCGACGCUCCCCCGCCGACCUGCUCCCGACCCUGGAGCUGCAGCUGCUCCGCCACCUGGACCGGCUGACGGCCGAGGAGCUGGGCGCGGUCUGCCUGGGCCUCUUCAAGUCCCAGAGCUCGCUGUCACCCGGCGCGGUGGUGCGGCUGGCCAACCGGGCGUGCGCGCUGCUGCCGGAGAUGAGCGACUACGGCCUGGUGAACGCGCUUAAGCUGCUGCGCUUCAGCUACCUGGACCACCGCGGGCUCCUGCGGGCCCUGGCGACGGAGAUGCCGCGCCGGGCGCCGCGCAUGGGCGUGCCGGGCCUGAUGCACGUGGCCCUGGCCUGCUCGGCGCUGCACCACCGGGACGACGGGGUGCUGCAGGCCGUGGCGGACCGCCUGCCGGCGCUGGUGCCGCCGUGCCGGAGCAAGGACGCCGCCAAGCUGCUGUGGGCCUUCGGCACGGUGGGCUUCCCGCCCAGCCGGGCGCCGCGGCUCUACCCCGGCCUGGCCGAGGCGCUGCGGCAGCGGGAGGCCGAGUUCCGCCGCUUCCCCGAGCACCUGCUGACCGGGCUCCUGGGCCUGGCCUUCGCCGGGAUCUUCCCCACCGACCUGCUGGCCCAGGCGCUCAGCCCGGACUUCGCGGCUCUGGCGGCCGCCUCGCGCCACCUGGAGCUGAAGAAGGACCUGUUCACGGUGGACGCGUCGGUGGGGCUGGAGGUGCCCGGCUGGGCGGGCCCGCGGGUGGACCGGGCCCUGGCGGAGGAGGUGACGGCGCAGCUGUGGAGCUUCGCCCUGCAGGACGUGUGCGUGAAGCCGGAGGUGCUGGAGGCGGAGCGGCUCCUCGGGGAGCUGCUGGGCGGGGCGGCGUACGUGCGCAAGCACAUGAUCCUGCCGCACACCCGCUCCAUCGACCUGGAGGUCCGCCUGGACCCCGCCGGGGGCCCCGUCCCUCUCUGCUCUGAGGGCGACCUCCAUGGCCCCGGGCCGGAGAGCGUUUCCCCUGCCGCGCGGGCCUGGGAAAGGGGCCUUGUGGGCGUGACCAUCACAGAGGACCUGCUGGCCCAGCUGACCAACAUCAAAGGGCCCGUGGUGAGUCACCCCACGGAGAAGCCCGAUUCCCGUCCCGCCCACUCGCCAGCCCCUACGGCAUCGCGGGACAGGGCGUUCCCCAGUGGGGCGGAGCUAACAGAAGGGCUCCUGGAGGCCCUGAGGAGACCCGGGGCCCCCUCGCCCUGUCCCACUCGGGGGGUGCAGAGACUCGCCGUGCAGGUGUCCAACAGGAACCAUUUCUGCUACCGGUCCCGCCAGCUGCUGGGGCUGCACGCGAUGAAGAGGAGGCAGCUGGCCCUGCUGGGCUACAGCGUGGUGGAGCUGCACUACUGGGAGUGGUUUCCACUGCUGAAGCGCUCCCGCGCAGAGAGACUGGCCUACCUUCGCUCCAAGAUCCUCGGACACCUGGACUGAGAGACUGGCCUACCUUCGCUCCAAGAUCCUCGGACACCUGGACUGAGAAACUGGCCUACCUUCGCUCCAAGAUCCUCGGACACCUGGACUGAGAAACUGGCCUACCUUCGCUCCAAGAUCCUCGGACACCUGGACUGAGAAACUGGCCUACCUUCGCUCCAAGAUCCUCGGACACCUGGACUGAGAGACUGGCCUACCUUCGCUCCAAGAUCCUCGGACACCUGGACUGAGAGACCGGCCUACCUUCGGUGCAGAAUCUUCAGUGUCCUGGACUGUAACACUGGCCUACAUUCACAGUGGGACAGUCCUUUCUGUCUGCAUUGAGAAUAGGUCUCCCUGUGCUGUGAGAAAGGAGGUUCUCUUCCUCUGUGUCGUAAGGGCCUCUCUUUGAGCUGCACAGGACCACCUUUAGCUUAAUGUGCAGCAGCAGUUAGACAUGUCUUAUUCAGCCAAUCAAAAGUGACGCUUGAGUGGUUCUAAGUGCCUCAGCCAAUCAGAGUAGAAUUGAGUGUAAAUGAGAUGCUCAUGUGCCAUGGUUUGAAGGACUGGAUUAAAGGGGACAUGUCCAUGUUGAA
Messenger RNA from Anguilla anguilla (European eel), 3599 nucleotides. It is a transcript of the gene fastkd5, whose product is annotated as FAST kinase domain-containing protein 5, mitochondrial. Gene Ontology annotation, biological process: regulation of mitochondrial mRNA stability; mitochondrial RNA processing. Lineage: Eukaryota; Metazoa; Chordata; Actinopteri; Anguilliformes; Anguillidae. The record is from RefSeq and is a predicted model, not a curated record. Gene Ontology annotation, molecular function: RNA binding. Gene Ontology annotation, cellular component: ribonucleoprotein granule; mitochondrial matrix.